Molecule: messenger RNA, 657 nt
Organism: Mesoplodon densirostris (Blainville's beaked whale)
Lineage: Eukaryota; Metazoa; Chordata; Mammalia; Artiodactyla; Ziphiidae
Gene: CLDN5
Product: claudin 5
Exons: 1
Coding region: 1-657 (218 amino acids)
Biological process (GO): cell adhesion; bicellular tight junction assembly
Cellular component (GO): bicellular tight junction; plasma membrane
Molecular function (GO): structural molecule activity
Source: RefSeq, a predicted model, not a curated record
AUGGGGUCGGCGGCGCUGGAGAUUCUCGGCCUGGUGUUGUGUCUGGUGGGCUGGGUGGGCCUGAUCCUGGCGUGCGGGCUGCCCAUGUGGCAGGUGACCGCUUUCCUGGACCACAACAUCGUGACGGCGCAGACCACCUGGAAGGGGCUGUGGAUGUCGUGCGUGGUGCAGAGCACAGGGCACAUGCAGUGCAAGGUGUACGACUCGGUGCUGGCGCUGAGCACAGAGGUGCAGGCGGCGCGGGCGCUCACCGUGGGCGCCGUGCUCCUGGCGCUUGUCGCGCUCUUCGUGACCCUGGCGGGCGCGCAGUGCACCACCUGCGUGGCCCCCGGCCCGGGUAAGGCGCGCGUGGCCCUCACGGGCGGCGCGCUCUACGCGCUCUGCGGGCUGCUGGCGCUCGUGCCGCUCUGCUGGUUCGCCAACAUCGUGGUCCGGGAGUUCUAUGACCCGACCGUGCCCAUGUCGCAGAAGUACGAGCUGGGCGCCGCGCUUUACAUCGGCUGGGCCGCUUCGGCGCUGCUCAUGUGCGGCGGCGGCCUCGUGUGCUGCGGCGCCUGGGUCUGCGCCGGCCACCCCGACUUCGGCUUCCCGGUCAAGUACUCGGCGCCGCGGCGGCCUACGGCCAGCGGCGACUACGACAAGAAGAACUAUGUUUGA